Molecule: messenger RNA, 2249 nt
Organism: Chelmon rostratus (copperband butterflyfish)
Lineage: Eukaryota; Metazoa; Chordata; Actinopteri; Chaetodontiformes; Chaetodontidae
Gene: bnip1a
Product: BCL2 interacting protein 1a
Exons: 6
Coding region: 82-768 (228 amino acids)
Biological process (GO): retrograde vesicle-mediated transport, Golgi to endoplasmic reticulum
Cellular component (GO): SNARE complex; endoplasmic reticulum
Molecular function (GO): SNAP receptor activity
Source: RefSeq, a predicted model, not a curated record
GGGUUGUAUGGCCGAGGCCCGCAGGAGAAGUUCAAAACAGGCUUCCUGCUUGCCGUAGCUCGAGCAGUCUACGUUGGCAGUAUGGCGUCUUCAGAUGUCCACGUCCGAAUAUGUGAACAAGAAAUACUCAAAUAUGACUUGGAAAUCAAAGCCCUCAUCCAGGACAUUAAUGAGUGCACAGGCCCUCAAAGCCAGCUGACAGAGCUGAACGCAGAUGUGAAAAAGAGUUUCCACAAUCUCAGAUUGCGGAUUCAGGAUUUAGAGCAGAUGGCUAUGGAGCAGGACAAAGAGUCAGACAAGCAAGCUAUGAUCAGUCAGGUAGAGGGACACAAAAAGCAGAUGCUGAGUAACCAGACAGUUUGGAGGAAAGCCAACCUGGCCAGCAAACUGUCCAUAGACAAUAUGGAAAAGCAGGCACUUCUUAACGGAGCAGACAGUACUGUGAGGCAGAGGAAAAUGACCAAAGAGGGCCUGGCUCAGACAACCAGUGACAUUACAGAGAAUCUUAUGAGCAUCAGCCGGAUGAUGGCGCAGCAGGUUCAGCAGAGCGAGGAGACCAUGACGUCACUAGCAACCUCCUCAAGGACAAUCCAAGAGACCAAUGACGAAUUUAAGACCAUGACGGGGACCAUCCAGCUCGGGAGGAAGCUCAUCACCAAGUACAACCGCAGAGAGCUCACAGAUAAACUGCUCAUCUUCCUGGCGCUCGCCCUCUUUCUCGCCACAGUUCUCUACAUCCUUAAGAAGAGACUGUUCCCCUUCCUGUAGACCAGGUACCUUCCAAGGAGCUCUCCCAUUUCCACGUGUAGCGUUUCCCAUGGUCAGCGCAAAUGAUUUAAACAACUCUGAACGCCGCGUGUCAUAUUACACACACAUUACACGAGACUGUCUGCUCAGAGGAAUGUGUUCACGCCGCUGAACUGUGAGGGCGCAAUAUUGUCCACAAAGAGGAAACUAAACCUACACACCUAUAAUUCCAUGCAGGAUUUCAUUUAUUGAAAAGAUUUUGCUUCAUCGUCCAAAGGGAAAAGAGGAUGUUUGAGUUGGUGGCACAAAAUGUGUCAGAUGUCCAUCUUCAGUUAGUGAAUGUAACAUAAUGCUUUACGUUGCUUUUAAUAAUUUUACUUGUGAGAGCAGAUGGACACCCCAUUUUAAUCUUUUCUUUUACACGUUCCUGUGGAGGCUAUCCAGUAUAGUUUUUGUUCACACACACAGACAGUAGUUCUCAGACUCCUAAAAUAGUGGCUCUCAGUUUGCUUCAGAUGUUUCUGUGAGUGUAGAUGCGUAACUAUGAGUGCUGACAGCAGUAAAACUCGCUGUUAAUGUGGGGCACACAGUGGCUUCUUAGAGAUAGAAAAACAAGUCUGUGGAAAAUAAUGUAAACAAAAUUUCAGUGGAGCCUGAUAAUCAAAAAACAAGUGCACUUUUCAUGUCAGUUCAGCACACUUUUGUUGGCAUGCAUUCCGUUAAAAUAAUAUUAUAGUGUAUAGUUAAGCAACAGCGAUAUUAAAUGUCACAAUAUCACGUCUCUAUAACAGAAGUGGGACUCACUGACUGGUGUUUUAACAAUGACCUGAUGACCAUAAAGUCACUGAGAGAGAUAUACAUGUAUGCAUUUUGUGUAAUUAUUAUUUAUAAUGAUGUGCUGUAUAAUUAUUGUAAGGUAUAAUUUAUUACAGCAUUGUAAUGACUGUAUGCUUUUUUGGGGGGGAUAGAAUAUUCCAUAUUGACUUUGACACUAUUCAGCUGCUGUGUUUCACUAGCUGAAUAACCAGAGCAGCUUUUUGUACGCGCACUUCGAAUUGUCUUUAUGUUUUAUUCAGUUAUCGUGCGAACCAGAGAAAAAAAGACUUUUCUCAAAGAAAGAGUGCGCACACUUCCCUCCACCUCUGCCCGUGUCAGCUUGGCUCUGGUCUGCAGCCGAGCAGAAAAGCUCAGAAAAGCAGUGGCAGUGAUCACACUGGCAGAGAUAGAGCAGCAUGCAUCCCUGCCUUUCUUCAGAUAAGACCCGGAAAAGCAGAUUAUUCCUCCCCGUUUCCCUCUCCCUUUCCAGUGUGGGUGGAGGGCGAGGGGGAAUAUUUUUAGGUCUGUGUGGCGCUGUUAUCUGACGUUGCCUUUUCAACACCUCGGAGGAGAGGGUGGCCAGAGGAGCUACAUGACCUUGCUAACCUUUCUGCAAUCACCUGGCAUUGCCAUUUUGUUUAAUGCUUCUAAAUGCUUGUCAGUAUUGAUUAUCAAUAAAUGAAGAG